ACCUCUUGCACCCUUCUUAUCUUCGUAUUGACAAUGUUGCUAUUUCCAGAUGCGCAAAUGAACGCGCAGUUGGAGAUAGAUUGCGUCGUGGGAGCACACCGCUUUCCGUCGUUCGAGGACAGGCCGUCUCUGCCAUAUGUUGAAGCUGUGCUGAGGGAGGUUAUGAGAUGGAGGCCUGUUACGCCACUCGGCAUACCUCAUUGUGCCAUGGAAGAUGAUAUGUACGAAGGUUAUUUCAUCCCAAAAGGUAACAUUCUCGGCGCCUUAGAUUGGACUCUAAAUUUC
Molecule: messenger RNA, 285 nt
Organism: Coniophora puteana RWD-64-598 SS2
Lineage: Eukaryota; Fungi; Basidiomycota; Agaricomycetes; Boletales; Coniophoraceae
Product: cytochrome P450
Exons: 2
Molecular function (GO): monooxygenase activity; oxidoreductase activity, acting on paired donors, with incorporation or reduction of molecular oxygen; iron ion binding
Source: RefSeq, a predicted model, not a curated record